AUGGCUGCGAAAGCGUUUUUCGAUAUUAAGGCCGGUGAUGAACGAUUGGGGAGGAUUAUAUUUGAGCUAUUCAAUGAUGUUCCAGAUACUACUAGAAACUUUCGCGAGUUAUGCACUCACAAGAAUAAUUUUGGUUACAAAGGUUCCGUUUUCCACCGAAUAAUUCCAGGCUUCAUGUGUCAGGGUGGCGAUUUCACCAAUGGCGAUGGCACGGGUGGAAAAAGUAUAUACGGAAAUAAAUUCAAAGAUGAGAACUUCAAUCACAAACACGAAGCGUUCUCACUUUCAAUGGCCAAUGCGGGACCUAACACCAAUGGUUCGCAAUUCUUUAUUACUACUGUCCCUUGUUCGUGGCUUGACGGCAAACAUGUUGUUUUCGGUAAAGUCGUCAGUGGCAUAGACGUGGUGAAGAAAAUGGAGAGUUUAGGUUCCACAAGUGGAAAGCCGUCCAAGAAAAUUAUAAUCGAAGAUUGUGGAGAAUGUUAA
Messenger RNA from Schistosoma rodhaini, 486 nucleotides. Lineage: Eukaryota; Metazoa; Platyhelminthes; Trematoda; Strigeidida; Schistosomatidae. The record is from the annotation of a GenBank genome assembly.